Maylandia zebra (zebra mbuna) is the source of this 10133-nucleotide messenger RNA. Lineage: Eukaryota; Metazoa; Chordata; Actinopteri; Cichliformes; Cichlidae. The record is from RefSeq and is a predicted model, not a curated record.
ACAAACCCCUUCUUGCAUGGCUCUGUGGACCUUUAACAACUAAACGUAGGCGGUAUUAGUGUUAUUACACAGCUAAUUUGAAUGCUGACAGAAAUACUUUAGUCAAAAGAAGAUGUCCCCAUUGAUGAAAAGUUCAUUAUAGUAGUUGAGUCUGCUGAGAGUGACCUUAUGUCAUUUGCAUGCUGAAUUUCUAACCCACCAAACCCAUCAUUCACCUGCAUGGCCACUCAGUUCUGAUACUUAGCCAAUUCUUUAGAAGUGAGAACUGUUUACCCUUCCAUGCAUGUUGUGCUGUGAAUAAGGCAUCAUGACUGAAGACAGGGAUAACUCUGUGGUACUGUCAUCUAUGAAACCAUGCCAGGACCUGUCGGGCUGUGGACAAGACCUAGAGAGCCUGCGUGCUGACUGGGAAGUGGCAAAAUCGAGAACACGACAGGCUCAUGAAGCGCUCACUGCGGAGAUUAGAUGGCUACGAGAAGAAGCAGAGAGAGAGCAGCAAAGAGCUGUGAGGGAGCUGACAGCCAGGCGAGGAGACCAAAAGGACAGAAACUAUAACAGACACAGGUAUUUUCUGGCUAAAAAGGUGGACACUGAAAGCAGUAAAUGGCACGGUAGCGUUGACUCCACACGGAAAAAGGCUUUUUGUUUUUGCAGCAGACAGACGUAUACAAAGCUGGAGCACUUACUGCUAACUCUGUAUAUGAAGAUAAACGGUGAGCAGGCAGCUUAUAAAUUGCAUCACAGGCAGAAAUUUGAGCUAGAAAAGGCCAUCUUCCUUUGCCACCUGCUAGAAGCUCAUGGAAGACUGUUGCAGGGGGCACAGAAAGCGGCACCCCUCAGGCAUGUUUUCAAAAGCCUGUCAAGGAAGCCAUCUCAGGAAGACAGCAGUAAAUACUGUCAGACGACCCCCCUCCUAACCCCCCAGAGGAGCUUGCUACAGAGACCCCAUAGUACCUCCCACUCACCAAAAAGCAAAAUCAAACUAGAUCAGUGGAAGCAGCCUUCAGAGAGGAACUUAUGUGCAGCUGACCCCUGUGCCACUCCUACAGUCUUGGACACCUGUCAGAACAGAUCUCCAAAUAUUUGCCACUCUCUCAACACUCCCCAUGCAGGCUGGGACGACCAGCCGUUGUCCUGCACUGAGUCUUCUAGAUCUGAGGAGUCCUCGCCGUCCAAAUGUAUGAAAAGAAACAUGGAGAAUGGUACUGACUAUGGGUUCCUGGUGCGUCAGAAUUCUGAACUUCUGCGAGCCCUGGAUGAGCUGGAGAAGACUUGUGCCACACUAAGGGAGGAGAAUGGUCUGCUGCGGAAGAGCAGUGCCCCAGAGACUGAGGAGAAGGUCAGGCGGCUGAGGAGAAAGAACACAGAGCUGGCUGUUCUUGCAAAGAGGUUGGAAGAGAGGGCUCGGAAACUGCAGGAGGCCAACCUCAAAGUGGUCAAUUCCCCAUCUUUGAUGAGACCUGGGUCAGUUGAACAGUACAAGAGGGCAUUUGCCCGUCAGCGAGCUCGGGACCUGGCCCAGCAUGCCGAUGUACUGCUCUCUAAAGACAAGGAAAUUGCUGCCCUGCAGCAGGAAUGCAGAGAGCUGGAGGCUCGGCUGGGUAUCACUAAGGGCUCCCCUAUUCCAUCUGGUAGAGGGGAAUUUGAGAAGCUUUUUAGGGAGUCUCAGAAGGAGGUGCUGCGGCUGCAAAGGCAAGUGUCGGUCACAUCAUCCAGAAAGCAGCAUGACCAUAUUCCUGACCACGAUGCUGCAGAGAAGAGUGGGGAAAAUGUGAAGGAGGAAGGGCGAAAGAAGGUUGUAGGAGAGACCCCGUGUGUGGUAUUAGAUGAAGCUCCAUCCAGGUCUGAGAGAGCUCCCGGAGAAGAGGAGUCGGGGCUGCGAGUGACGCCCAUACUGGGCCUUAGCCCGCCCCCCUCCCAUAAGGAGGAAAACACAGAGAAGCAGCAUCUACAGUUUCUGGAAAGUGAACUGAGCAAGAAAAGAAAAGAAUGUGAAAAUCUUGAGCAUGAAGUAAAGAAGCGACAGAAGAGAUGUCUGGAUUUGGAGAGCCAGCUUGAGGAUGAGCGAGGCAAAAAUGAGCAACUAAAGGAGGAGGCAGAUCUCCUCAGGAGGAAGGCACAGCUGCUCGACCAGACUCGGGCUGAGAAUGAGGAGCUGAGGGAAGAUCUCUCUGAAGUGACCGCUCAACGCAAUUCAGUUCUCGAGGAGAACCAGAGACUCCGUGCCAAACUGGAGAACCUAGAGCAGGUCCUAAAGCAUAUGCGAGAGGUCGCCGAGCGAAGGCAGCAGCUGGAAUUGGAACAUGAGCAAGCACUGGCUAUCCUUAAGUUCAAACAGGAUGAAAUCAAAAGGUUACAGCGGGCUCAGUUAUUCGCCAAGAGGGAGCAUGAAGGAGUGGUUCAGAUGCUGGAGGAGUUGACUCAGCUCGUGUUGCGGAGAGAGCUGUCGAAGGUACGAGAGCUGGAGGAGAAAUGUCGAAGCCAGAGCGAACAGUUUGGCCUGCUGUCCCAAGAGUUGGAGAAGUUUCGAAUGCAGGCCUCAAAGGUGGACCUGGCCAGCUCUAGCCUCCUCAACAACCCCACCCUGUCGGUUCUGACCAACGGGGUGGGCCUGACUACAGAGCGAGACUGCACUGGUGGCUCAUGGGAUAUGGUGACUCUAGGUGAAAUAGCCUUUUGGAGUCUCGAGGGAGGUGACACUGUCUCCUGCCCCGAGGGCAAUGACCCACUUGAUGUGGCCACUGCACUACGCAUGGGGGCCACCCCUCAUGCUGCAGGGCUAUCCAGGGUGGAGCGAUCGCCUGUCACCAAGCAUCGAGAGCUGCCCACCAUCAGCGUCAGCAAGUCAGGCUCUUCCUCUAGCAAGUCAGAGACCACGCACCUCACGCCCAAGUCUGACACCCAUCUCAGUCCGCACAAAUCAAGCCCAACUCACGAGGUGGACACAGCCAGUGAAGUAGAGGAGUUGGACAUUGACAUAGCCCCAGCACCUUGCCCAGCCAGCAGAGGAGCAGCAAAGCUUCAGGUGUUUAUUGCAAGAUACAGCUAUAAUCCUUAUGAUGGUCCCAAUGACAAUCCUGAGGUGGAGCUACCACUCACUGCUGGAGAAUACAUCUAUGUAUAUGGAGACAUGGAUGAUGAUGGCUUCUAUGAAGGCGAACUGAUGGACGGACGGAGAGGGCUGGUCCCCUCUAACUUUGUGGAACGUGUUUCAGACGACGAUGUCAUGAGCACUCAUCACCCAGAGAUGGUGGACAUGUCCCAUAACUCGCUGAUAGACAGCAGCCUGCACAGUGCCAUCCACCAGCAUCGUCUCCACGUGGGUGUCAGCACCUCAGAGAGGACAGAGGCCUCUGCUGCCUCUGGCCCUGCCUCAGCCCCCUCAGAUUCAGCAUCAGCCUUGGCUGUCCCAGCCCCCCUCACCAACGGCCUAGACUUGGACUUGGAAGAGGUGGGAGUGGACAUUGUGCCUUACCCACGUAAGCUCACCCUCAUCAAGCAGCUUGCCAAGAGUAUCAUCAUCGGCUGGGACCCUCCGUUGGUGCCGGCUGGGUGGGGCAAUGUGUGGAGCUAUAAUGUGUAUGUGGACCAGGAGCUGCGGCUCAAUGUGCCCUUCGGUGCCCAGACCAAAGCAGUGCUGGAGCGGCUAGACAUAAACCUCAAGGCCUAUCGUGUGUCGGUCCAAAGCCUGACAGAGAAGGGUCUCUCGGACCAGCUCCGCUGCAGCAUGCUGGUCGGUCGGGACGUUUCCGUGGCGCCCACGCAACUGCGCGUGGAGAGGAUCACUGCUACCAAUGCCAACCUGACCUGGCUGCCCAGCAACAGUAACUAUGUGCACAUUGUGUCCUUGAAUGACGAGGAGUGUGAGCUGGUGAAGGCUGGCUGCUACUCGCUGUGCCUCAAUAACCUAUUGCCCAGCCUGCAGUACACCGUCAAAGUGGAGGCACGGCCACACCGCACGCCAUGGGAGUUACCCGUGGAGCGACGUGAACACAGAAGUGCAACGAUCACCUUCACCACACUGAUGGCAGUUCCAUGCCCUCAGUCUGGGAUUUCAGGCCCCCCCGAUGCUCCUCUGGAUGUUCAGCUGGAGCAUGGUCCAUCUCCUGGAAUUGCUCUCAUCAGCUGGCUACCAGUCACUAUAGAUGCUGCAGGGACCUCCAACGGAGUCCGUGUAACUGGAUACACUAUAUAUGCUGACGCAAAGAAGGUGCUUGAGGUGUCUUCCCCAACAGCUGGUAGUGCCCUCCUGGGUCCCUCUCAGAUCCACUCCCUGCUGGCAGCUCAGGAGCUCACUGUCCGCACCACAUCCGCCCAUGGGGAGUCCUGUGACUCUCUGCCGGUUAAUGUGCCCUCAAAGCUGGCUGCCAUCAUGGCAGGCCCGGCUGUCACUGCCCCACUUCUGCCACCUCUGCCCUGUACUCCAGUAGGUCCCAGUAACCUGCCCCCUUCACCAUCCUAUGGAAACUCUGCUGCCAAAGUGUCCACGCUGCACAGCUCUUUGCCAUCAGAGAUACAUAUCACUGGCCUCACAGUGGAGGCUGCUGCCAACUCACCUUCUGCCCUCCGUUCAGAAGAACUCUCGUCUUCCUCAUACGUGAAGGCCUGGGCCAACCCUUCAUCUGCUGCUGCCUUGGCUGUUGGCGAGGUCACAUUAUCUGUAGCCUCCACCAUUACCCCAGUGGUUAAUGUGACCUCCCCGGCCAACUCAGCACCUCAGCCAUCUCCAGUAGCGUCACCGACACCUGCUCAGGCUCCAUCAGUGGCAGCAGCAGCACCUGUGUUGGAGCAGCACAGAGACACCGACAGCCCUGGAACUAUACGUCCAUUCCCAUCUAUCACAGAGUUCAUCGAGGACCCCAGUGCCAAGCUUGGGACCCCUGAACGCAUCCCUACACCACCCAAAGCCCCAAUUACAGAUCUCCUUAACCCUCAGGACACUAACCUCAUCCGUCCCCCCAGCACUUCUCCUCUGGAGUCAGAGGUAGAGGAGGAGCAUGAAAAUACCCGCUUGGUGUCCAUCGAGGAGUUCCUGACACAGGACCAAGACCCAGUGUACUGCAGGAGGCAACAGAGUUAUGUCAGAGGGAUUGUUGAACCUCCCAGUGACUACCAUGCAGACAACAGCCACUCAGAUCUGUCAGACAUCCUGGAAGAAGAGGAAGAGGACUUUUACUCUGACCACCUCGGUGAAGUACAGGCAAGGGGAUGCACAAUUGGAGCUAACAGGUUGUGUAAGUUGGAGGCUCCAGACAGUGAUGAGGAAGUUCUUGAAAAGAUCCUUAAGUUGCCUCCUUAUGUCUACCCCAACAAGCAGCUGUUCAGCAUCCCCGAGAUGACAGAGGAGGAGGACAGCUGUCAAGAAGAGCAUUUAAGUCGCCGCAGCCAGCAUCAGCCACAGCUCACCCACCUCCACUCCAGAAACCCAGAACACCUCCAUCCUGGCCCUCCACAUCACCGUAACCCACACCCACAAAUCCCCCCUCACCAUCACCACCUCAACCAGGAACCCAGAUCCCUAAUUAAAGAGCCUUUACCCAAACACGGGGCCUUGCAGGUCAAGCCUAAGACACAGCACAGAGUACACUAUGCAGAAACGGUGGACACCGUCAGUUAUCCGGAAGCAGAAGACACAAGUUUAUAUGAGGGUCCUGCCAACAGACGGGUCUCUGCCCACUGUCCUCCUCGGCCAACCCACACUAGCAAAGACAAAACACUGCUUCGAGGGCUAGGUGACCGCCUUAGGAGGGAGGCCAUGCUCAGGAGUCAGAUGGCCGUUGCCGCUGCGGCCAACCCCGGUGAUGGCCCUACCCCACCAAGACCCUACCCAGUCAGCAAAACAGUACGAACUAUGAAGUCACCCAUUAGUCAUGGGGUGGAGAUUGAUGUUGAGUACGGUACAGAUGACAAUGAGGAGCCUGUGGAAUAUACUCCUAGGGAGGUGGUGGUGCAGCAGAUGAGCUCUGAAUGGUGGGUAGAGGGGGCCCAAAUGGAGCACAGCAGACCUCCUCAGCGCCGAGGGCCGAAGGCUGAUCCGCUGCAGGAGGUCAGCCAGAUCCCUCCAGCUGAAGCACGUCCAUCAUGGAGAGGCCAAGCAGAGCUUUCCUGUAAACCCGCAUGCUUGCAGGCUAGGAAUCUCAAAGGUGGUGUGGAAUCACCAAAGACGAAAGGAGACAGUGACAUACGCAUCUUUGUGGCCCUCUUUUCAUAUGACCCUGCCAGUAUGUCACCCAAUCCUGACGCUGCUGAGGAGGAGCUUCCCUUCAGCGAAGGACAAAUCAUCAAAGUUUAUGGAGAUAAAGAUGCAGAUGGGUUCUAUCGAGGAGAGUCAGGCGGUUGUCUGGGCUAUGUGCCAUGUAACAUGGUGUCUGAGAUCCAAGUGGAGGAUGAGGAGACCCGGCAGCAGCUGCUGCAGCAGGGCUUCUUAUCCACAGCAGCUUCCAUAGAGAAGAUAGGCACUCGCACACACGCACAGCUUCCACGUCGCCCCGUUCCACCGCCGAAACCGAGACGAUCCAAGAAAGUCAAGUCUGCAGACAUCUGCGAGGAGAGUGUAAACUCCUCCAGUCAAGCUGAGCAUGAUGCUGAGCGAGUCGAAUAUCCCAGCCAGGUGGAUCCCUCAGCCACUGCAGCUGUGGGGAAGCCAGCCCCAGGAGCCCGAAGGAUGGUCGCCAUCUUUGAUUAUGACCCACGAGAGAGCUCCCCCAACACCGACAUAGAGGCUGAGCUGACCUUCAGUGCUGGAGAUAUCAUACAUGUGUUUGGUGACAUGGACGAAGAUGGCUUCUUCUACGGUGACUUAAAUGGCCACAGAGGCCUCGUCCCCUCCAACUUCCUGCAGGCCGUCCCAGAUGAUGCUCCUGUGCAGCCUGCACCUGAACCCAAGAAAGAGUCACAGGAUGCUUGGACGUCUUCCACAGAGCCACAGGAAUCUGGGCCAUCAACACUAGAAGAAUCUUUGCCCCCUCAAACUGAACCUGCUUGCCCCGCCAUGACAGAGCACACAGAUCUACAACCCCAAUUGGCACCCACUGCAAGCCCCACGUUAGACCUGGACCCUGCUCUGGGCCCAGCUGUAGUGAAGGCCUCAGACCCCCGUCCUGUGGACAGCCCUGCACAGGCCGAAUCUUCUGUGCAAGGAAAGAAGAAAAAAGGUUUUUUCUCCAAAGGCAAGAAGCUGUUCAAAAAGCUGGGAUCCAGCAAGAAAGAAUGACAAACUUUGGACAUCUGACACACAACACUUGUGUCACAUUAAAAGCACUUUUUCUGUAACUGUAAUUCUCAGUUGGUAGUCGGUGCAGUUAGCAGCUAUCAGAUCUAAUAAUUGAUGCUUUAACUGUCAGUAGUUCUACAUUUGCCUUAGAGCACUGGUAGACCAGCUGUUAAAUAUAGAAUACCCUAAAACACCCAACGGCAUCACAAGAGCAUGUAUAGAUGCAUGUUGAAGUGAGCAAUUACUUCCUAAUAAUCUGAGCAUUUGCAAAAUUUCAACUCAUUGGAGGCUUUAAAGCAGUUUGAAUCUCCUUUAGGACUGACUUUAUUUAGAACAGUCAAUACGGAACAGAGAAGACGUCAUCCCAACUCAGAGACAGCUAAUGAAGUGUUAGCUUUAAUGCUCGUGUACUGGUGCCACUUUAUUUAUUAUUUGAAACAAACAGACAGAGGCAGCACGCCGUCUCUUCCUCUGUGUCAUUAUUAAGAAUGCACUAUCUAUCCUGAAUGGAUGCUUCUCUCUGUGUUUCUUGUCUUUAAGAGUAUUUAUACAUUACUUUGUACAGAACAUGAUAUUUAUUUGUAUCGGAUUCCUGCCCUAACAGUGGUCACACCGCAUGAAGUGGCAUCGGGGCGUAAAAUUCGAGGUUUAGAGCUGUCAGAGACAGCAAGGAUCCACUUUGGUAUGUGUAGUUUAGAGCUAAGACAUCGUGGCGUUUGUGGUUAACAGUCCUGACUGUUUGUUGGCGUUCAAUGUAAAGAAUGUGAAGGGUUCUCCUUCUUUGGCGUGUGUGUGUGUGUGUGUGUGUGUGUGUGUGGAUGAAGCCACACAAUCGCUGGUGAGACUGAAAACAGUUGCCUUUCUCAGACAUUAAUACAGGAACUCUUGAUGGCUGUGUCAACAGUCAUAACUGACCUAACUGUUACUUGUUUGCCAUCUGUGUGUGAGUGUUAGUGUGCAGAAAUGAGCAGUAGCCAACAGAGCUGCAACUGAAUGAAGUAUUUGUUGAUUAAUCGGUCAGUCAUUUAGUUUAAAACCAGGGGGAUGCCCGUUAGAUCCCUGCAGCUCAGUGCGACUCCAAAAGAAGAGAAGAAGAGUCAGUGAUUAUGUUUGAGAAGCUAAACUAGAAUAAACUCAUGUGUGACCCCUUUCAGCCCACUUCCUGCUGUGUGUCUGUGGGACUAACCUGUAUAUGAGGAGGCAGGUGCUUGAAAAAUAAUUAGAUUUUGAACUUUAUUUCCCUGUAUUUGGGGGUUGAGCCAUCAUGCCAUGCAUGGUGGCUCAACUGGGUUUUGACACAAACAUCUUCAACAUCUCUCAGUGUGAAAACGUCAUGAUUAAUAAACAAUUGCUUUACUGUUGCAGCUCUGCUUAAUCUGUAGUCCCAAAUGAAAACUGUGAAAAUAUUGUAGCUGGUCAUAGAUACUGAGCAGUGUUAGCCUGUGGGGUGUGGUGAUGUUUGAAUGUGGCACACAGAGCAGCACUUUCUUAGAACAGCGUUUAAAAUGAGCAGUUUUCAGUCAUUGCUGUGGUGGUUAGCUGCACUACUGUAAUGUGAUAGACUCUGCAAUAAGUUGUUGAUGUGUGUUUAGUUUUGCCUCCUCGUGUAAAUGCAGUCACAUAACUGUAGUCAAUUUGAAUGGUGUUACGUGAUCCCUCUUCAGCCCACACGGCGUUUUUCUGUUCGCACAUUUGCAUCACAAUACUGUCAAAGUUUCUUCAAAAAGUAGAGCUUGAGCAAUGGCGGCUCUUGCGUUUGACUGCAGGGGAACAAACACAGAGCCGUGCUGACACACACACACACACACAGGGCUGUUAGGUAGCUUCUCAGGUCUUCACACCUUUCCUUUUCCAUGCUGAGCGUGUGGUUGUUGAAAAAGCAACAGGAGAUGCCAAAAUGUUCGGUGCUUUCCCUGGUUUACUAGCGCUGGCUUGAAGGCCCGUGUGGCAGGUGGAGUGAAGGCUCAAGCUGGAGGCACGUUAUUUAUUUUCUUUUUCUUUUCUUUAAUGUGAUGAAUGUUUGAAUUUUGUCAGUGUUAAAAUAAAGGGAGCGUGAUGAUGCCAAGAAUUAAAAAAAAAAAAAAAAGAAGACAGGGGCUGGAUUGACACUUUAGAUGUGAAGUAGCCGGGACAGAGGCAAGAGCGAGGCUGUACUGUCUGACUUCUUCAUGUGUUUCUUUUUUUUUUAAGAAUCAAAACAAGGGCGGAUGCUUAACAGUUGCCGAAAUGUACAGCAACCAUUUGUACUUGUGUUGGAUUUGACGGCCUUUAAUGCACAAUUAUUUCUCUACCUGCUGAGUAGUAACAUAGGCAUCCCCCUCCCCCUCCAUAUGUUGUAGGACCCCUGUAGGCAGUAUUUUAGCUCAGCUGAUCAUAUUUAGCCUUACACGAAGACCUUGUUUAGUCUUAAUCUGUUGUUUACAGGAUGUUUAUUGAUUGCAUGCAUACUAAUGUUAUACCCAUGUUUGGCCUUAUUUAUGUUGCUGUCACAUUCUCCGUCUUUGCGGGCUCCCUUUUGAAUUGUAGAUGGUGGAUGCAGCGGGAGAUGGAGCUGUAGGAGCUGUCUGUAUGUACUGAACAGUGUUGGGACUAUUUUCAUACAAUGCAGAUUUUUUUUUGUAAUCUUUCCUGAGCUGCAUUUAUUCAUUCAUUCAUUUGUUUGAAACCAGUGUAAGAUUUACCUUUUUAUAUUAUAUAUAAAUAUAUAUAUAAAUGUUUUUAUUACCCAUUUUUGGAAGCUCGUGUGUAAAUAUUUUUUGUUAAUAUUGUUUUUCAGAUUUUUUUUUCUUAUGCAUGCCCAGGCAGUGUUGAUGGAGGAACGGUGUAUGAAGAUGUUAGAACUAAAAGGAUUAAAAUUGUGACGGUUUCUUUCAAUAUGGAUCUUUUUACAGCAAUAAAUUAUGUAUAUUUUCACAGAAAA